Messenger RNA from Linum trigynum, 2772 nucleotides. The record is from the annotation of a GenBank genome assembly. Lineage: Eukaryota; Viridiplantae; Streptophyta; Magnoliopsida; Malpighiales; Linaceae.
AGAUUUAAAUAAUAAAAAAAAUCUGAAAACAAUUUAAAUAAAAAAUAGACAUUACACUUACUAAUUCACUAAUCAAUGAAAACUACCAUGUUAGACUUUACGCGUUUAAAUAACGUUUCUUCUGGACAAAGAGACUAAGAGAGGGGGAAAUCUGGCCCGACCGGAUCCGCAACCCCAUAGAACGGAUUACACGCGCCACCGCCGUUCGCGGUCCUGAAAUCCAAACUCCACUGGUGUGGUCCGUGCAUCCAUCGGAUCGGGUCGCUCAUUCAACGCCAAAAAGAAAAUGAAAGAAGGAGAGAGCUAAACCAAAAUCUGUCCGUCUCUCUCUAGUCUCUUCUCACUCGCUCACUGCACUUCCAUUCUCCGCCAUCAUUCUCAGACAACUUAGACGGAAAGCUCCAGUUUUCCCUCUUCCAACCCUCGUCGUCGGCAACUUCGAAUCAGUCGACUCCUCCGGGAUCCUGUUUCGCUUAACAAUGAGGAGGCAUCAUCUCCACAACAGGUCGCUCAAGCAGGGAGCCGGAGCACUGAGAGGAUCGGUGGCGAAGCUAUCGAUUGCCGUUCUAGUGCUCUUGAUCUGCACGCUUUCCUUUCUGUUUUCCACUACACUUACCGGAAACAAGGGAUUUACUGGCCCCGCAGAGAUCAAUGUAGAACAGCUAUGGGAAAGUGCUGAUUCCGGUGGUUGGAGGCCAUCAUCAGCUCCUAGAUCUCACUGGCCUCCUCCUCCUAAAGAGAGUAAUGGCUAUCUGCGUGUUCGUUGUAAUGGUGGUCUGAAUCAGCAGCGGAGUGCGAUCUGCAAUGCUGUUCUUGCGGCUAGAAUUAUGAAUGCUACACUUGUGCUCCCUGAGUUGGACGCAAACUCAUUCUGGCAUGAUGACAGUGGAUUCCAUGGCAUUUAUGAUGUGGAGCAUUUUAUUCAUUCAUUGAGGUAUGAUGUGCGAAUUGUUGAAAGCAUUCCAGAAAUUCGUAAAAAUGGCAAAACAAAGAAGAUCAAGGCUGUUCAGAUGCGUCCCGGUAGAGAUGCAGGUGUAGAUUGGUAUACAACAGAGGCUCUCGCGACAAUGAAGCAACAUGGAGCCAUAUAUCUAACACCCUUUUCACACCGUUUGGCGGAGGAAAUUGAUAACCCGGAGUACCAACGACUCAGAUGCAGAGUUAAUUAUCAUGCUUUAAGAUUUAAACCACAUAUAAUGAAGCUAAGUGAAUUAAUAGUUGAGAAGCUACGUACAGAAGGCCACUUCAUGGCUAUACACCUUCGCUUCGAGAUGGAUAUGCUUGCGUUUGCAGGGUGUGUCGACAUAUUUAAUCCAAAAGAACGAGCAAUAUUGCAGAAGUAUCGGAAGGAAAAUUUUGCCGAGAAGGAGCUGGACCCUGAAGUGAGGAGACUGAUGGGAAAAUGCCCACUAACUCCGGAAGAGGUUGGACUUAUUCUACGAGCUAUGGGUUUUGAUAAUUCCACUCGAAUAUUUUUAGCAGCUGGUGAACUUUUUGGUGGGGAACGAUUUAUGAAGCCUUUCAGGGCUCUCUUUCCUCGUCUAGAAAAUCACAGUUCUGUCGAUUCCUCAGAGGAGUUAUCUACAAAGAGCCAGGGAUUGUUGGGUUCUGCUGUGGAUUACAUGGUUUGUCUUCUGGCCGACAUCUUCAUGCCAACAUAUGAUGGACCGAGUAACUUUGCCAACAAUCUCCUGGGCCAUCGCCUUUAUUAUGGCUUCAGAACAACAAUAAGACCUGACAGGAAGGCACUUGCCCCAGUCUUCAUUGCUCGCGCAAAAGGGAAGAAAGCUGGUUUUGAAGAAUCUGUUAGGCGUGCGAUGCUGAAUACCAACUUUGGUGGACCGCAUGAGCGGGUCAGACCCGAGUCAUUUUAUACCAACUCUUGGCCGGAGUGCUUCUGCCAAACAGAAGCAAAAAAUCCAGCUCAUAAGUGCCCCCCUGACAAUGUCCUGCAAGUUCUUCAUAACCAGUUGGAAAGCCAGAUGACAAGCGACUUGGAGUCUCAGCGGGGAAAUCGAACUUCUUCCAUGGAACGAUGAAGAAUCUCGUGUGAGAGUACUACUCAACCAAUUUGGAAGCACAAUUCCAAACCACAUCAUAUUAUAUGUUUUGCCUCAGGUAUCCUGAUGCUGUCAGCUUGUAGUCUUUCCUACUUUGUACAGGCGUCUCAGCAAUCAGUUGGAAGUUGUCAAGUGUGCCCUUCAUAGUUUUUUUCCAGGAACAGUUACAUCUACACUGGUGAUCAUAAAACUAGUGGAGCACUCUACGGGUCAGUAGUUAGAUGGGACAUAGUAGUUGAGCUAUCGACGACAACGUUUGAUGGAUUUGUUUGUUCAUAUGAAAGGAGAGAUCUUCAGAGAUGUAGUUGAAGGCUGAGACAUGGUUCCUGUAUUUAUACGGGUUUCAUUUACCACUGUUUGCUUUUUAUUCAUUGAAUGUCAACCAUUGUUUCUAGAUUGCUGAAAGACUCAUUGUCGGAGUCUUCGUGCUAAUGUUUGGUUCUGGCAAGUUAUAACCAUCGACUCGCCUUACAGCACUUUCAGGUUCAGGUCUAGUCUCCUGUCUGGCAACACAUUGCCACUCUUGGGCGCAAACUUACAUGAAGAGUCUCAAUAGUGUCUAGUAAAUUAUGGGCGGGGCCAGGAUUUGAAGUUCGGGGGGUCGAAAUUUUUUUAGUACGUAUUAUCGUAAAAAAAAAAAACAAAUAAUAUAAAUCCCACAUUACAAUUUAUUAUCUAAGAUAAUUGUUAGCACUAAAAUUAUGAUUUAAAU